GCCACGAGACAUCCCUUCGGCCGCAACAAAUCACAAGCCUACUUGAAGCUUUCGAUCGAGGCCUAGAAAAGCAAGAGCUAGCGCGCGCGAGAGCGAGAGCGAGACUCGAGUCUUGGUAGGCUCGCCGUAGCUUUGUUGAAGGGGUUGGCAGGCAUGCAAGCGACGAUGGGGAGUACGAGGCGUGAGCAGCAACGGAGAGAGCGGGCGCUGGUGCUUGCUCUGGCUCUCCUCGUGUCCGCGUUCGCGCUCGUGCAGUGCGCGGGCGGCGUCGACGACGACGGGGAGAAGGAGGGCGGCGGCAGACCGGCAGUGGCAGAGCCCGCGACGGGGCUGCCGCCCGGGUGGAGCGGUGACUCGGGGUCCGCGCAUGGGUCGAGCCCCGGCGGCGGUUCUUGGGAGUAUGGAUGGAGCUGGGCUGCGGGACCUGAUGGCAAGGGAGGAGGGUUCGGGUUUGGUUAUGGUGGCAGCGGAGCCGAAGGCGGUGGAGGAGGUGGUGGUGGCGGCGGCGGCGGUGGAGGGAGUGGUGGAAAGGCGUUUGGUUUUGGCAUUGGUGGGUAUAAAGGCCAUCAUGGCGGCUUUGGAGGCGGCGGUUCUGCCGGCUACGGUGGUGGCAGCGGGGGUGGUUUUGGUGACAGUUCUGGCGGCUACGGUGGUGGGAGCGGGGGUGGCUUUGGAGGCGGCAGCGGUGGGGGUGGCUUCGGCAGUGGCAGCAGCAUCGGCGGUGGCGGCGGCUACGGUGGUGGAGACGCUGGUGGGUUCGGUGGUGGUCAGCAUGGAGAAGAUGGGAGCAGCGGUGGAGGAUAUGGUGGCGGCGACGGCGCUGGUGGUGGUGGAUACGGCAGCUCCGGUGCUGGCGCCGGAGAUAGCGAUGAGCUUCACGGUGUAUCUGGCGGCAGUGGCGACGGAGGUGGUGCUGGGUAUAAGGGCAAGGGGCUCUUCAGCGGUGGAGGCUGGAGCAAGCGUGGUCAUUUCCUCCGCGGCGGGAAGUCAGCACCAGCACACAAGGACGGUGGCGGCGACAACUGAAGCUGCCCGUCCUUGUCUGCAACCUACAUACAACUAGCAAUGGCAGAAAACAUGUUGUUGUCUACAGAGCGCAGAAACAUGUACUGUAGCUAUGUGCGAUGUAAUAUAGUGCAUCCAUGGUGUUAUCAAGCGUGCUUCUCGUCGACUGUCAUAGCUC
Molecule: messenger RNA, 1183 nt
Organism: Sorghum bicolor (sorghum)
Lineage: Eukaryota; Viridiplantae; Streptophyta; Magnoliopsida; Poales; Poaceae
Product: glycine-rich cell wall structural protein 2
Exons: 1
Coding region: 154-1026 (290 amino acids)
Source: RefSeq, a predicted model, not a curated record